GUUCAUUUCCACGCGCCGGAUCUCACGCAGCAUGGAUCCAGUCCUUUACUUCCAGGGUUCGUUUUUCCUUUGUCGCGACUAACAAUCAUACGUGUGCCGCCAUCCACUGGAGCCCACUUUAUGAGAUGAUUCGAUGAUUUUAACCGUCCACAUAUUAUCUAGUACCAUAGAUAAACUAUUAUGUCAUAUUCACGCUUUUACAAUUGAAAGAGAUCCAUUGAAAAUUUCUUUUUUAUUGUUGUAAAUUUAUCUAUAGAUAGAACUUCUAACGAUCAUCCAUUCAGUUCAAUUUUCUUAUAGUAGUCUACAUAUCACAUAGUAUGAAUCAAAGACGGUUCCGAUCAUUUGAUCACUUCUCAUGUGGGCCUCAGUGGGCGUCGAACGAUGCUGAUUGUCAUUCGCAACGGAGUAAAAACAGAUUCUCUUUUCCGAAGUGCACGACAACGCAAAAAACAAACGAGAGCACCACACGGUCCACACCCAAUUCCGCAGCCUCUCUUUGCUCUUUCACAGGCCUUGGAUUUCCAACUAAAAUGGCUGCCCAAAACCAACCAUCAUCCAAAUACAAGCUCUAUCUCUCCCUCUUCUUCCUAUCAUGGUUCCUCAUCGUUUUCCUCUGGUACCCGGCCCAGAAAAAGGCCACCUUUCAGUUGUCCAAUCCGAUCGACGGUCAGGAACCGACGAUGGAUCCGCCCAAUUGUGAUCUCGGAGCGUUGGUUUAUGUCUACGAACUGCCCGAGAAAUUCAACGUAGGGCUGCUGCGGGACUGCCGGAAUUUGAGCGUGUACACGGACAUGUGCCCGCACGUGGCGAACCGCGGGCUCGGGCAGCCGCUGCCCCGAAUGGGCUCGCCGAGCUGGUACGCGACCCACCAGUUCAUCGCCGAGCUGAUCUUCCACGCUCGUGUGGAGCGCCACCCGCGCCGCACGUGGGAGCCCGGCGAGGCUACGUUGUUCUACGUACCCUUCUACGGCGGGCUGCACGCGUCGAGCAAGUUCCGCGAGCCGGACCUCCGCUCGCGCGAUGCGCUGGCUGUCGAGAUGGCGGAGUAUUUGAGUCAGCAGCCAGCGUGGCAGAGGUUCCAAGGUAGGGACCACUUCCUGGCCCUUGGAAGGACGGCGUGGGAUUUCAUGAGAUCAGAGAAGGGGAAGGACUUCGGAGCCAACCGACUCCUGAUGCUGCCACGUGUAAUGAACACGUCCGUGUUGACGGUGGAGCGGCACCCUUGGGAAGGGACCAAUCAGCACGGGAUCCCGUACGCCUCCUACUUCCACCCUUCCACGUUGGAUGAGAUGCUGACGUGGCAGGAGAAGAUGCGCCGGAGCCACCGGCCCCACCUGUUCUCGUUUGUGGGGGCCACCCGCACGGGGGUGGAGAAGGCGGAAGUGCGUAACCAGAUAGUCAAGCAGUGCGCUGAGUCAACCCGGUGCAACCCGCUGAGGUGCGCUCGUGGGGCGAGCGAGUGCCAUGACCCGGUCCGCGUGCUGGGCGUCAUGAGCCAGACCAGCUUCUGCAUGCAACCACCAGGUGACUCGUUCACUCGGCGGUCCGUCUUCGACUCGGUGCUUGCCGGUUGCAUCCCGGUCUUCUUCUCCCCUCACACGGCGUAUACUCAGUAUGAGUGGUACCUGCCUGCCGAUCGUAGGGACUACUCCGUCUACAUUCCAGAGGAGAAGGCCGGCCGCAUCGAGGAGGAGCUGCUAAAGAUUCCAAGCGAUGAGGUGGCGCGGAUGCGUAACAACGUCAUCGAUCUGAUCCCUGCGGUCACAUACGCUCAUCCUAAUGCGACUGGAACUGGAUUCCGGGAUGCUGUCGAUGUUGCGCUAGAGCAAUUGUUGAAGCAUGUGCGAUCAAAACUACAGCUCGUGUGAAAGUUCAAUGGCCUAAAUCGGAGAAGAACAUGAGGCCAAUUUCUCUGGCCUAGCACAGUAGUUGUUCAUAUUUUAUUUAUUUAUUUUUGAAACGGCCGGGAUGUUUUGGAACGUCCAAACCAAAUCGACCUUUUGAACGGUCCAGAUUCAUCCAUUUUCUUGGUAUUUUUCAAAUUCAUUUAAAUUCAUCCAUAUGUAUUUCU
Molecule: messenger RNA, 2074 nt
Organism: Magnolia sinica
Lineage: Eukaryota; Viridiplantae; Streptophyta; Magnoliopsida; Magnoliales; Magnoliaceae
Product: probable xyloglucan galactosyltransferase GT17
Exons: 1
Coding region: 321-1871 (516 amino acids)
Molecular function (GO): glycosyltransferase activity
Source: RefSeq, a predicted model, not a curated record